GCUUGCUCCUGAUUGGCUUUGUUUUAUUAACACGUUUUUAUUUUAAAUUUUAUGCAUAGAAGAGGUGGUUGAUUCAAAAGAAAUGGAAGAUCCAGGUGUUUUAUGUGAUUUAAAAAAUUAUAUACUGGAAUUUCAAUAUCCUCUGGUCGAUAGCAUGAGCGACGAGGAAUUGGCGGAUAUCUUUAAACAAACCAAUCGAGGCUUUUUAAUAUCAUGGAUGUUAAAACUCGGAAUUUACGAUGGGGCAGUUUCCGCGGAAGACACAAAAUUUUUGGGUACAAUUUUAUAUGAAAACGGGUUCUGUACCAAAGAAGAAAUGAUACCUUUUAUGCUGGGUUCUCUGGAUCCUUCGAAACAGUUAAACAUAUUACAAAAUAUGUUUAUUUAUAUAAAGACAAUAAAGAAACAAAAUUCCGAUAAAUUUAGCAAAUUUGUGUCACUGGACGAUAUCGAAACUCUUUCAAAAAAUACUCUAAAUUUGUUUCCCAUGUACGGUGAAAUUAAAGUGUUUGAUAAUGAAAAAUCUUCAGUGAUUAAAACAGAAAACGUUAUCGAAGACUAUAAAUACAAUAUAAGUGAAAAUAAUACUAUUAACGUUGAUGAAAUUAUGGAAAAUAUUAGUUACGGUUUAUCCACAAUGAAAAAUGUAGUAAAAAAUCGUUUAAAGCAUGAAGAUAAUCGAAUAAUACCUAGUCCAGAGGCAGAUAAAAUAUUUAAAAACUGUAACCAGUAUAUGAAACAAGUUUGUCAAUUUUUAAAAGAUAUCAAAACCAUACAGGAGUUCAAUCAAAAUAACCAUACCUUGUUAAUAGAUGAUGGUGAAAUAUCUUCCAUGACUAGUAUGUCAAUGUUAAAUGAAAUAAAUGAAGAAAUUCGAAAAAUUUUGAGGUACAAAGAUGAGGAGGAAAGGAAAUAAAAAGUUUAUUAUUUUCUUAACAAUUUUAAUAUGUAAUAAUUUUUGUAUCUAUCAUUUGUUUGUACAAUAUUUUACAACAAGUUUAGUAAGGACAUUUUCUUCAUCAUUGUAACUUUCAAUUAAAUCAAAAUGAUCUGUAUUUUCCAAGAAAAUAUAUUCAGCUUUGAAUCCCAAUUUUGUAGUUUGUAGGUACAUAUCUUCUGAUUGUUGUAUUAAUUUGGGACUGUCAUAUUUUGCAACUACGAAAACUAAUUCACAAUGACUAGCUUUCAAAUUUUGAUGCAACGGACUCUCUUUUAAAGCAGAUGUUUCGUCUAAAUGUAACAAGUCAUUUAAAGACGAUUUUUGGACAGCUGUUAAAUCAAAUACACCCGAUAAAAGAAACGCUUUCUUAAAUAAGAACUGAUCUUCUACGGGAAGGUUCGGAAGAAAAGAUUUAAACAGCAUAGCUACUAUUUGUCCUCCAGCUGAAUGACCACUUAAGAAAAUUCCUCUAGAAAAGAAAUUUCAUUUAUCUUAAAAUAUAAAAACGAUUUAAAACCAUUUUACUUAGUUUCAUGUGUUUUUGCGUACUCCAAACAAAUUAUCAAUGCUUUUUCUACGUUGUCAGCAAUUUCUGAUAAAGUAACAGUUGGACACAGUUCAUAACCAACAAUUAUCGUUUUAAUAUUAUUAUUAUACAAAUGUUUGGCUAUUAAUAAGUUAUUUUCAGCUGUUACAAUUGAUUCUUGCCAAUAUCCACCGUGGAAAUGGAUAUAUAUUGGGGAACCUAAAAAUUUUAAUAAAACACUAAUAAGGAGGUUUAAAUUGAACAAAACUAAGUAGAAAUUCUAUUUUUUUAAUAACCUACCCCUUGUUCCACAUAAAAAAUUUUAUAUUUAUGGACAGCAAUGACUUUGGUAGCAGUGGGUAAUUUAUAAGUAAUGAUCCCGUAUUUUUUUAAAACACUUUCUCUAGCUCACCCUGUCUAUCUUGGUGGAACUUUAUAAUCCGUAACUAACAUUCUGUUUUGAUGAACUUUCAACCUAAUUAUCCACCAACAUAAAUUGAACUCGAAUUUUGAUUUGAAUUUUUCUUUUUAAUGCACCAAAAAGGUGUUUUUUUUACGAUUUGUUAUAAAUAUUAAUCUUUAUACGAUUGCUCACUUUUGGAUAAAUCGGUUCCGAUGAUAUGAAUUCUUUCUCGCGGUCUUGUCCCAUAUGGUAUAAUAAGUUUGGAAGAAAUAGAUUCCGUAACUUCUUUACUGCCUGGAAAAUUAUUGACCCAAAGUAUAAAUUAUGAAUUUAUACUAUUUCAAAUAAAAAGUUGUAAAAAUCAAAUAAUGUUUUUUUUAUCUAAUUAUUUGCUAGUAUAGAUCCAGGUAAAUACAUAUUAAAAAAAUAAAA
Messenger RNA from Diorhabda sublineata, 2301 nucleotides. RefSeq lists its product as uncharacterized. The coding region runs from base 83 to 916 and encodes 277 amino acids. The record is from RefSeq and is a predicted model, not a curated record. NCBI's taxonomy places the organism in Eukaryota, Metazoa, Arthropoda, Insecta, Coleoptera, Chrysomelidae. The transcript is spliced from 3 exons.